CAUUGAUAAACAAACGUGUAAAGAUUGUUUAUUGUCUUGCGGCAUAUUACAAUGAAUUUGUUGCCAAGAACGCGAGAGGAGUUCGGCCAGACAGACUACUGGAAUGAGUUCUUCAAGAAACGCGGCGAAAAGGCUUUCGAAUGGUAUGGCGAGUACCUGGAACUAUGCGAUCAAAUACACAAGUAUAUAAAGCCCGCAGAUAAGAUUCUGAUGCUUGGUUGCGGCAAUUCCAAGCUGAGCAUGGAUAUGUAUGACACCGGCUUCAAAGAGAUUACCAACAUUGAUAUCUCUCCCGUAGCUGUAAAGAAAAUGCUGGAACUCAAUGCAAAAACAAGACCAGACUUAAAGUUUAUUCAAAUGGAUGCUACAGCAAUGUCCUUUUCAGACGAGAGUUUUUCGGUGGCUUUGGAUAAGGGUACGCUUGAUGCACUGUUUGUAGACGAUAGCGCGGAAACGAAGGCCUUGGUGGAGCGAUACUUCAAAGAAAUAUUGCGCACAAUGCGUAAUGGUGGUCGUUAUGUUGGUAUAUCGUUGUUGCAGGAGCACAUCAUAAACUAUCUACUUGAUUUUCUGCCUCGGCAUAAUUGCAUGCUACGCGUUGUGCACUGUCUGGACGUAGAGCGUGCGAGUAGAGAACGCAGCAGUGACGGUGAUGGUCUAACUAUGCCUGUUUUUGUUGUGAUUGCCACCAAAUUCAAAAGCUUGCCCAUGCCGUUACUUGAGUUUGGUCUGGGUAAUGAGAAACUACAGCGCCUAAAGUGCGCAUCGGAGCUAAUCGAUGCAGUGACUUCUGUACAAAAAGCGGCGCUGGUAUGCAAUGGCCUGGCACGUUCAAGCAUUGCAGGCCAUAACGAGGUCACCAUGGACUUGCACCAGGCCGCUGAGCAGACGCCGCGUUACACUGUGCACGUUCUGGAUCAGCCUCCUGCACGUGGUCUCGGAAAAUAUGCAGCUUUCAUUGUGCCACAAGGUCGCGAGAUUGAGUGGCUAUUUGCCACAAGCGCUGGCCGCAAGAAGCUGCAAGCAUCUGCCAAGUUUCAACGUUUGGCUGUCGUUACACUGCAUCGCGAUCAGAUUUAUAGUACACUGGACGAGGUCAAGAGUGAGCUAGGACAUAGCAUUAAGAGCCUGGCCCCUGCGGGACUCAACGAGCAGAUACCCUAUUUAUCGUUGGGCGCUGAUGUGGGUAAACGAGAGACGCUCAUAUCGGGUUUCUCGAAAAUAUCCGGCGACUUUCGCAUUGAGGAAGUGGAGGCGGAUGGCAAAACGUUGCGGAGACUCAUAUUCCUCAGCAAUCAGUUUGUUGUGCAGUCGGAGGCGUUGAUUAAAACAGUCAAAAUCAAAGGAAAAAAGGACCGUAAAAAGAUCGACUUUGGCUACCUGGCGUGCCAGCAUCAUCUCUACAUGUCUGUGGGUGUGCAGCUGGGCACCACGUUGACAAAUCCUAAUCAGAAUGAGCUUAAGGAUGUGCUAGUCAUUGGUCUUGGUGGCGGUGGCCUCUGCAGCUUCCUACAUGCUGCAAUGCCUCAGGUGCGCGUAACGGCUGUGGAAAUCGAUCCUAUAAUGCUGGAAGUGGCUGAGCAGUACUUCGAGCUGAAGCAGGACAAACGCUUUCAUGUGGUCAUCGAUGAUGGUUUGGCCUUUGUGGAGCGCUGCUGCAGUGAAGACAUUCACUUCGAUGCGGUAAUGUUUGAUGUGGACAGCAAGGACUACACGCUCGGCAUGAGCUGCCCGCCACAAAGUUUUCUGGAGCACAAGAUCUUGCAGCACAUUAAACAGAUUAUUGGAGCCAGUGGUCUGUUUAUGCUGAAUCUCGUAUGCCGUGAUGAGAAUCUGCGCGCUGAGGCCAUUAACAGCUUGCAGCAAGUAUUUAAAGCCGUUUGCAGCUAUAAGCUGGACGAGGAUGUCAAUGAGGUUGUGUAUUGUGCUAACAAUGAGAAGUAUAGUAAUGUGGAGCAGCUGAAAAAUCAGCUGGGCACAGCGGGACGUGGACUAAACAAUGCUGUCAAGACGCAGCAGCUGGCCAAAGAGGAUGCACUCGAUGUUGCAGACUUUUUAAAAGAGUUAAAAAUAAAUAGCAAGAACACAUAGUUGUUAGUGUUUUUAAAUAA
This is a messenger RNA of Drosophila busckii, 2111 nucleotides long. RefSeq names its product eEF1A lysine and N-terminal methyltransferase homolog. The transcript has 7 exons. The record is from RefSeq and is a predicted model, not a curated record. Lineage: Eukaryota; Metazoa; Arthropoda; Insecta; Diptera; Drosophilidae. Bases 52 to 2091 code for a protein of 679 amino acids.